This is a messenger RNA of Dioscorea cayenensis subsp. rotundata (Guinea yam), 1673 nucleotides long. RefSeq names its product protein S-acyltransferase 8-like. The record is from RefSeq and is a predicted model, not a curated record. Lineage: Eukaryota; Viridiplantae; Streptophyta; Magnoliopsida; Dioscoreales; Dioscoreaceae. The transcript is spliced from 5 exons. Gene Ontology annotation, cellular component: endoplasmic reticulum; Golgi apparatus. Bases 162 to 1400 code for a protein of 412 amino acids. Gene Ontology annotation, molecular function: protein-cysteine S-palmitoyltransferase activity. Gene Ontology annotation, biological process: peptidyl-L-cysteine S-palmitoylation; protein targeting to membrane.
UGGAAUUCGAAGGAAGUCGAAUUCCCCAAAAAGCGAAAACAGCGAGCGAGAAAGGGCUGGAAAAUUCAAUGCGCUUCGCUUGGAUUCGAGGGUUCGGAGACGAUGAUCGAGCUCUGCUUCUUUGAUUCUCUGCGUGCGCGGUUACUCUGAUUUGAUUUCUCAUGGCGAAACGUGUCCAUGAAGUCUGGAAAGGAAGCAAUAAGUUCAUCUUUGGUGGUAGGCUAAUAUUUGGACCUGAUGCUAUAUCGCUUCCAUUCACCAUCUCACUUAUAGUUGUUCCCAUGGUCAUCUUUUGUGUGUUUGUCGCAAGACAUCUACGCCACAAGUUUGCUUCAUAUGAUGCAGGAUAUGCUAUUUUGGUGGUUGCAAUAGCGUUUACAAUCUAUGUGCUGGUACUGUUGUUGCUGACUUCUGGUCGAGAUCCUGGUAUUGUACCGCGUGCUUCACAUCCCCCAGAGGAAGAGUUCUCUUAUGAUACUUCAGUUGCCACGGAGCCAGGAGGAAGACAAACACCAAGCUUGCAGUUUCCUAGGAGCAAAGAAGUUAUAGUCAAUGGUCAGCCUGUCAAAGUAAAAUAUUGUGAUACCUGCAUGGUCUAUCGACCUCCUCGCUGUUCUCAUUGUUCUAUUUGUGAUAAUUGUGUGGAGCGCUUUGAUCAUCACUGCCCAUAUGUUGGCCAGUGCAUUGGACAGCGGAACUAUCGCUACUUUCUCUUGUUUGUAUCCUCAGCAACUCUUCUUUGCAUCUAUGUCUUCGCAAUGUCUGCAUGGUACAUCAAAUUUCUCAUGGAUGAGGAUUAUCCAACAGUAUGGAAAGCAAUGAGACAUUCUCCAGCGUCAGUGGCUCUCAUGAUAUACUGUUUUAUCACAUUGUGGUUUGUUGGUGGCCUAACUGGAUUUCAUUUGUAUCUGAUCACCUCCAACCAGACAACAUAUGAGAACCUCCGCUAUAAACUUGACAAUAGACCUAACCCCUAUGAUCGAGGUUGCAUGCAUAACUUCCGUGAGGUUUUCUGCACAAAAAUAAAACCUUCAAGGAAUAACUUCCGAGCAUAUGUACAAGAGGAGGUAACUCGACCACAAUCCAUUAGCCGUUCCAGGGAGAUAGAACAUGAAUCUGAUAGCAAUCCAAGAUCAAAAGUAGAAGACGAUCUUGAGCUCGGUGGAGAUUUAUUGAGGAUAUCCCAGCGCCGAAAUUUCGUAUCUGUUGAUGAGCAAAUUGUUGGCAAUAGCAGCCGUGGAAUGCAAAGUGUCAUUUCUGAGUCUGACCUAAUUCCGGUUUCAGACGCACAUAUUUCAAGCCGAGGUAGAAGUUCCAACUGGGAGAUCUCUUCCGACGUUCUCUCCACAAGUGCUAUAGUAAACGAAAGCUCAGUUGCAACACGGAAAGAAUCACAAUAGGUACGCAAACCUCAUUUUGAUACCAUCCCUCGAAAUGCAAAGCAGAGAAUAGCUAGACCAUGAAGAGCUAUCAUAUAUAUGCAUUUUCUCCGACGAUGAGCAUCUCAUCGCACUAGCUCUGUAUUUGGUGUCUAGUGAAAAGCACAACUUCCUGCACAAUUCUUUCUGUAAAGCACAACUAAUGACCAGAAUACAUACAAUCCAUGAUUGUUUGUUGAAGCUUUGUCAAAUUAGUUGUACUUUUACUUCAUCAGUAAAACCUUUUUGCUGUUA